GAAAGCGAGAGGAAGCGACUGUGAUGUUCCACGCUGGAUGCUGACUGUUUUCAUUUCGCUGUCGGCAAGGAAGGUGAAACUGGAACCCUCGCUGCGGCAGUGUGAAUGGGCAGAAGCAGCUGAUCUCACGAGAUUCUAAGCUGACGAUUGAUCGUCGUUCUGACACCGUGGGAAGGCUGACGAGGAGGUGGAAGGAACUUUCAGGAGAAUUGAGAGCUAUAAGGAGAGGAGAAGCAGAAGGUGAUAGCUGGAGCAUGGCCCCUCGUAAGAACAACAACCACGGCGGGACCGGAGGCGGCGCCGGCGACUUGCAGGGGCUGAACGGCAUCGACCCAGAGACCAUCGAAAACCACGACGCCAAUGUGACGCGCUGCUGUGUCCCCACCGGCGAGUGUCUAAGGGCCACCGCCACCAACAACAACGACAGUUCCAUCAAUUUGGAAGACUUGCGGGACUGCGUAAAGGUCACUUGUAACAAUGACCACUGCACAGUGGGCCAGUACAUGCACCGCGAAUGCUUUGACGCUUGGGAGCAGACGGUGCUGACGUACCUGAAGACGUGCGGGCGAGCGCGUUCCUGGUCGGAAAGACAGCGCCACCAGAACCUGUGGACCAAGAAGGGGUACGAUCUGGCCUUCAAGGCGUGCGGCUGCCUCUGCGGCCGCGGCCAUCUGAAGAAGGACCUCGAUUGGUCCCCGCCCAUGCCAAACAACGCCGGCUGCCAAGACGACUUCGAAAAGAAGAAAAAACGACGCAACCGCCAGAACACCCGCCCCUCCCUGGCGUCCUCUGCCAAUGGACACCAUCUACACGGCAACAUAAAUCUCAAUAACAAUAAUAACAACAACAAUAAUGUAAGAGGAGGCGCCGGCAGCGACGCCCAGAACAUCGGCACCGUUCACCACGGUGAACCUCGGGGCAGGACUGGGUCGCUUUCUUCCAGCACUGGCUCCUCGUCGCCACCGACCUCCAGCGAGACGUCCGUCUCACCCGCCCACAUCGGGCACGGCAGCUCCGGACAUGGCGGUGGCAAGAAGAAGUCGAAGUUCGAGUUCUUCUCUGACAGGACCAGGGCGGGUGCCGGCGGCAAUGGCAUCUUCUCCAGGCGUCAAGAUUUUAGCUCCUUCAACUCACUGCCACGCCACAAACUCAACUCCUACCACAUCAAGAUGGAGGACGAGGGCAACCAUGGCAACGACGAGACGCGCUGCUUCAUCCUGUCGACGCUGGCGGCGCUGCACACGUCCCGCGUGUGCUGCAUCUUGUGCCAGGCGUCUCUGCCCGUGUUCGACCGCUACCCCCUCAUCGACGGUACCUUCUUCCUCAGCCCGCGGCAGCACGCCAGGUUCUGCAUACAGGUGAAGGUGGAGGGCCGCACGCAGUACCUGUCGGCGGUGUGCAUGGCAUGUCUCGAGGGCUGGGGUCCCGGACGCGGCAUCCGUUGCCGCUUCUGCGGCACCGCCUGGGACGGCUCCUCGCUCGUGCUGGGCACCAUGUACUCUUACGACAUUUUCGCCGCCAUGCACUGCUGCAUCGAGCGCUCCAAGUGCAACAACUGCCAGAAGCCAAUGCUGCAUCCUCACCAACGGCUCAACUUCUACUCUGACUACAGCCACUCCGUGCCAUGCCCACAUUGCAGGACAGUGGAUGCACAUUUUGUGAAGCCACUGGCCUACUGUUAUGCCCGAAACGUGCCACAGCAGCCAUGGUCUUAACAGUGCCCGCAACAUAGGAACUCACGAUUACCGUCUGCCCUCCUGCCACAAGUGGGGCUGGGCUACUACUGGGGCUGUUAUGCGACUUGGAAACUAAUGAUGUUGAAGAAAGAGAGAGCAUUUUAAUAGAUGUUAUUGAAGUGUAACGGAGUCUAUGUUUCAUUUAAUAAUGAGGAAAAUUUUUUGAUAAUUGUAUUCCAGAAUUAGAGUUUUAUGUGGAUUUUUCUGUGGCAACAUUGUGUAGAAUGCCAGUGCCAAGAAAAAGAUUAAGUUUUGUGUUGCAGAAAUAUCAGUAUCAUUGUUCUUGUGCUCUCGAAAUUGCCCCAGUAGAAGACUUUUGAAAUUAAUAUUUUUUGGCAGUCCUCACUUCUUUUGUCAUUUUGUGGCAUGAAUAACGCCUACAACUUCUGUUUGUACUGAAGGUCAGUCUCUUAUUAUUUUCUGACAUGUAGUGUUUGUGAGAUGCUUCUCCUUGUUUGAAAUUUUAUGAUAGGUAGUAAAUUUGCAUUCUACUGCCGUGUUGUGUAGUUUAGUGCCAGAUGUUUGUCGUUUUCUCUAUGUAACUGUAUAUUUAUCUCAUGGUAGAUGUAUAUUUUAAUGUCAAAAAUGACGUGUCAAAGUGAGGUAACUUGCGAAACGUUCUUAUUUUCAAAAGAUCUUUAUAUAUGAAAAAAAUUAUGAACUGAAACACCUUGGUAUGUUUGCAGUGUGUUGUAAAGUUACCGCUUUUGGAGAGGUAUAUGCUAAAUGGUUUUUCCUCAUAGUGAUUUUCUUAUUGAAAGUGGGUUUGAUUAACAUUAAGUACAAAUAUUGGACUUUGGGAUUUAUUAGCAAAUAUUAGCAUUGGUGGAGCAAAGCACAAAUUUUAAAUAAUGUAUUUCCUCUGACAUAUGCGUACCAUGUGGAAAAUUUUCGGCUGCUAAUUUGUAGGUAUGCCUUGCUUAUUUAGUAAUGACAUUUUUUUGUUAUUUCAGAGAAGUUGUUAAGUUGGUACUUGUAGAGUUACAAUUUAAAUAAAAGUAAAUUAGUCUGUAAUUGACCUGCCAUGUAUUUGUUGACUGCUUUAUUCUAGAACCAAUGCUGGUAUUAUUUGUCCCACUGCUAUAGUAAGUCUGGUAACUGUAAGUUCAUGUAGAGAUAAGACUGCUUAAUUUUAUAUGUUUUAUAUCAAUGUUUCUGUUUUCUUGUAAAUGAAAGAAAUCAUACACACUGGUAUGAAUGUCAGUUUUUGUGUUGAAAUUUAGCUCACAUCCGCAUUUGAUGGAAGUACUUUGAAUGAAGAGAACGUUUUAUUAACUACACACAUAAAUUUUGUGACUAUUGUUUAUAUUUCAAUUGUAAAUGUCAGCAGAUGAAAGUUUAUAUGUCUGUAUCUAUGUAUAAAUAAACAAAAUGAAGAGGAGAGUGUAAGACGUAGACUGUAAUAAAUUUUCUAUGUGGUAAGAUUUCAUCAGUUAGAACAACUUCCUAAUUGUUAAUUACUAAUGCUAGGUUUAAGAGAAUGUACCACUGAAAUUUUCUGCUAAACAAGAAAACUUUGCUAACCAGUUUUCAUCUUGCUCAGAAAUCAUGUAAUCUACCAAAGCUGCCAGUGGACAGCUAUUGCCAUUCUUAAAUGACUCCACUUUAGACUGUGUAAAAUACACCGCCCCCAUAUUGCUCAUGUGGAGAAUUCCAUGAAACAGAAUAUUUUGGUCUUGCAUUGACCUCAUAAGAUGCCCCUUUUGUGCCAAGCUGUGGCAGUUGUCGGGAAAUUUGUGUACAUUUUACAAACAAUUAGGUACAGAAAUAGACUAUUUAUUUCUUGUGCAAUAGUUAGGUAAAGGUAUGCUAUCACAUGCUUCAUUAUACGGUGACUAUUCUGUAUAUGUAACAACCCUCACUCAAAAACCCCAUCAAAAUUUCAAUUUGAAUUUUUCUAUAGAAUUGACUGCCUAAAUUUUAAAACAGAGUUUUGAUUUUUUUUGCCCUGUCUGGGAACUGAAUUAGCUGUGAUAUAUUUGUAUCUAAUAUUUACCAAAAUAUUUUGAAUUCCUUCUUCCCACAUCAGAUAUAUUAUUGAUAGUUUUUCCUUCUUGCAGGAAAAAGCUGUUUUAGUACCUUAAGUCCAUGUGUUGUACUCCUGGUAGAAAAAAACUGACAGUGGGGAUUGUAUGAGCUUAUACAGAAUUGGGAAGAACAAACACAAAAUUAAAGAUAAUCUUGUUUAAGUCAUACAGGCAUGAUUUGUUAAAUAAGUCUUUGUGUUUUAUGUGAAAUCAGUUACAUGGUUAUAGUAGCGUCAGGACAUAUAUUAGAGAUGUAAAAAAAUUGCUUGCUAGUUAACAAAUCAUCACUUUACACUUUUAUUCUACAAUGUUGCAUAACUAUAUAGUGAUUCGAAUUUGAUGUUCUAAAUGAGAACGAAGUUGCUUCUUCUAGCAAGUGUACAUUGAACAGUUUUAUAUUAAAUUAAUAUUCUGAAGUUUUGCUUUAGUGUGCGUGAUGCUAGAUAUUCCCUAUUUGACUGGUGGGUUGUACACAAAAACACAAAUUCCCAGCUAUAGUAUGUAAUUAGCCAUUAGGAUGCUGUUUUGGUACCUUAAAAAGUAGUUCACUACAUUAAAUAACCCUGAAAAUAUAGUAUAAAUAUGAAACAGGUACAAAAAAAUAAGAAGCCUUCAAGUGAAAACAUAUGUACAAAUACAUUUCACCUCAAAUUGGAGCGAGUGCAGAAUGGGAUGUGUGUUUUUUGUGUUGUCUCUUGUAAGUAGAGUAUACCAUAUAUUUACUGUUUCCUCUCAAAACCAUACACUUUCCACAGUUUGGACAAAUCAAUAUUUUUGUCAGAUAUGGAAGUAACAUGUCCACUUUCAUCAAUGAUGGAACAUGAUAACAUUAUGCCAAUAACAGAUUUUUCUGCCAUCAGGUUAGUCAAUUUCUUUCUUUGUUGGUUGGUGUGGUAGAUUUCACUAUACCUACAAAAGUAUUGUGUUGUGUUUCUUUUCUGGUGGUGUAUGAUUCUCUAAAUGCAGUGUGUAUACAAUAAGCUGCCAUACUUUCGUAAGCCAUGAGUUGUUUUCUUUGGGUAAUUAAUGUAUCAUGUUCAUACACUAAUUUAUUUCAUUCUGAAAUGUAAAUUGUCAUUCUUUUUAUGCAAGUAAUGUGAUGUAAUGUGAAUGUGUGUUUGAGUAACUUUAUCAUAAAUUUUCCAAAACAUGGAAUCAGAAUUGUGAAGAGAUUGAUAUUGAUAGAAGUAUGAAGCUGUGGUAGCCCCAAUUUAUUAUAUAACUAAAUGAAAUACCAUAGGCAAGGCCUAAUUUACUAGAAGGAUUUAUAUCUGUAGAACUGGUGGUAUACUUAAUUUAUUGGCUAAACUGCUUUUUAGAAAAAUAAUAGUCCUUAUAUAAUGCUCUUUCCUAUAUGUUGUUGAUGGAGGCAAUGUUGGGAGUUGUUAUAGUCAAGCAAAUUAUAUUAUGUUGGUUGACAAUUUACAGAUAUUGAUGAUAGGUUUGCUAAGUUUUCCCUUCAUGCACUACCGUGUUUCACUAGACGUAGGUUGAGUGUAAAGAUGUGUAAAGAUGUUUGCAAUUUUGGCCAUUUCGUGAAGCAUCCAACUAUGUUAGGAAGCUGGUGGAGUGGACCAAUAAGCAGAUUGAGAGGCAGUUAGGAGUGCGAUGUGCUGGUUAAAAUGUGGCUUGCCACUUAUAAAUAGUAGAUUGGUAAUAAACUAAGAUUGAGGAAUAGUAGAAAGUAAUGUGUAACAAUGGGAACUUUUUUUUACUCUUUGGUAUUAUGCUUUUUAAUAUUUUUUACAUUGGCAUUGUACAUGUUGGUCAGACACCCAUCUCUUUAGAUAUUUGCAUUUUGUAAUGACAAGAGCAUCUAUUGUACUGUACAGUAAAUUAAGUGCGAAAAUGACUUUUAUGUGCUAUCAAAACACAGUAACUACCAUAAAUAUACAACACAUCGUUUGUGUGGGGAAUAUAUGAGGGAAACACAUACUUCUCAUAUGUUGAUACUGGUUUUGACAGCAGAAGGUUUUUUGGAUGGAGAAAUGAACAGUGUCUGAUAGUCUGUAUCCAACUAAAAUUGUUCUUUUAUCAGGGCUUUUCAUGCGACUAAUAUUCAGUGAUGCGGGGAAAAUGGAAACCCUUGCGCACAAGGGAAUGGGGCUAUAUAAAUAUGUGACUUUGUUUACUGAGUUAGUAAAAUGUUGUUCACUGGACAGAACAUUUAUGGUUUUCGAGUCUUACAUCCACAAAAUUUUGAGAGGAGCGAAGGAGUUUUCUGGACAUACAGACUUCACAAUGAAAUACAUUUUUUUACAUCUUUUGAAUUAGAGGCAUUCUAAAAUUAGUUGUUGUACAAACUUUUGGAAAUGCCAUCUAAUGGCAAAAUAUCUCUUUUGUAAAGUUGAGGUACGUUUAUAUGAGCUUGAAAGAUCUAUUACAGAUAUUUGCUGUUGAAUAUACCCAUGUAUCAGUAAGUGGGCUUUCUUUUUGCAUGAUUAGACAUUCAAACAUCAAGAUCAUGUGUGAUAAUUUGUCUUCUGAUGAUGAUUAUUGGAGUAGGUUGUGCAACAGUCUUUCUCUCAGCUCUCAGUUUCUGUAUUAGUGAUGAGUUAUAUGUUGAGCACAUUUAUAAACGGAAUGUAUUAUGUAAUUUAUUUCCCUUCAUUAAUUUUUGUGAGUUAAGAAUCUGCAUUGGAAAGAGAACGAUUCACAGUAUAUUUUCAGUAAUGGCUUCUGUGGCAGACACUGGGAAAUGAAAUUUUAAAUAAAUUUAACUGUAAGGUAAAUGAAUUGUGUGUGUACUGUGAUAGACAUGUCAGGACUUGAAAAUAUAUGUAACAUUAGGCUACUUGAUGGUUUAUAUUAAAAUUCAAAUUUCAUCUGUAAACUGCUUCCUUAUACUGACUUCAGACACUCUCCUUGUCUUCAUUUUAUUAAGAUAACGAAAUCUGAGAUGCUAUCUGUCUUCAACACAACCCAAUAAGAAAUGUCUGUGCUACAUUUAUUUUUUAUUCUUGUAUCUUUUUAGUAGAUCGUACAAUAAAAAUGUGCUUUUUUGUAAUUGUGAGUUUUAACAUUUGUUAUUGAUAUGACUGCAGAGCCAAAGAAAAUUUUCUGUGAGAGUUCCAGUCACAUGUAAAGUUAGUUCACAGAUAUUGGUAAUGAGAAAGUAGUUUUACAACCCUGGCAUUGCAUCCAUAAAUAUAUCUCUGCAGUAACAGGAAGAAUAAAGGCAGGAAUGUUUCAGAAGGCUAUUUUUAAAGUGCCUCUCAAGGGGCUUCACACACAACCUUUGAGGGCUUUCAGCAUGUCGUAUCAUGUGUUGAGAAUGUCAUAAUUUUUAUUGUACUAUGAUAAGAGUACUAAUAUUACAAAUAAUAUAAAUAUAUAUAUAUUAUGCACCACAUGUGUAAUAUGUUAAUAAUCUGUAGAAUGUAUAGUGGAUUAUUGCUGUAAGAAAUAACAUUGCAUAAGACUAUUGUGUGGUAAUUACUCAAGUGCUUUAUUAUUAUCUUUCUUAUUAUUACUGUUAUAAUUUUUGAUUGUAUGGGAAGCUUGACAGAAGUGUUCGCAACUCGUGAGCCACACAGCAAAGAGAGAGACUGAAUAUUUAAAUUGUGCUCAUGUACAUAAAGAGCUAUCAUGUUCAUUUUAAAAUUUAACUACAUUGCCUUCUCUGCUGAUUGAGCUACAUUUUUGUGAGAUUAAUGAUACAGAUAUAUUUUUGGAUAUUAAAAUUUGAGGGUCGCACUGACAA
Messenger RNA from Schistocerca nitens (vagrant locust), 7466 nucleotides. RefSeq names its product headcase protein-like. Bases 255 to 1715 code for a protein of 486 amino acids. The record is from RefSeq and is a predicted model, not a curated record. The transcript is spliced from 5 exons. Lineage: Eukaryota; Metazoa; Arthropoda; Insecta; Orthoptera; Acrididae.